UGGCUCAGUUGCUGUUGUUCCCAGUCGCUUACACUUUGUCAUAAUUCCCUUACAGUUGAGUGUGGAAUAUUAGUAGCAAGGAAAUUUCACGGAUGGACUUAUUGCACAGGUGGCAACCUAUCACGGUACCACAAUUAAAUUCAUUGAGAUCCUGAGAGCAACCCAUUCUUUCACAAAUAUUUGUAGAAGCAGUCUGCAUGCCUAAAUGCUUGAUUUUAUACACCUGUGGCCAUGGAGGUGAUUGGAACACCCGAAUCCAAUGAUUUGGAGGGGUGUCCCAAUACUUUGGACUAUACAGUGUAUAU
Staurois parvus is the source of this 305-nucleotide messenger RNA. The record is from the annotation of a GenBank genome assembly. NCBI's taxonomy places the organism in Eukaryota, Metazoa, Chordata, Amphibia, Anura, Ranidae.